GCAUUUUCACGACGCCAUUUUAUAUUUGUUCUUUCAAGUGUCGUGUAUAGAUUUUAAAGAGUUGAUAUAAUUUCCUACAUAUUUGGGAUAAAUAUAUUUCUAUCUUAACUAAAAGACAAAAAUGAGUGGAGGUGGAAAUAAUUCUGCAAGGCCUCCGCCGAGAAUUGAUGGCAUGAUAUCCCUUAAGGUGGAUAAUUUAACAUAUCGCACUACACCUGAAGAUUUGAGACGUGUAUUUGAAAGAUGCGGCGAGGUUGGUGACAUCUACAUACCCCGCGAUCGAUAUACCCGUGAAAGCCGUGGUUUUGCAUUUGUUAGGUUUUAUGAUAAACGCGAUGCAGAGGACGCACUAGAGGCUAUGGAUGGUCGUAUGUUAGACGGCAGGGAGCUACGCGUACAGAUGGCUCGUUAUGGUCGUCCAACUUCACCAACACGACGAACUAAUAACAGACGUGGCGGUGGUGGAGGUAGACGACGUUCUCGUUCACCUGUACGUAGGCGCUCUCGCAGUCCACGUCGUCGCUCGUAUUCGCCUAGAUCAAGGUCACGUUCUGCAGGUAGUCGAUCACCAGUACGACGCAGUAAAUUUUCACGAAGUCCAGUUGGUCGUAAAUCUUUGAGUCGUAGCCAAAGUCGUAAUGGUGCGCCAGGACGUAGCAUCUCGCGCAGUCGAAGCCGUUCGUAAAUAUUGUCGGAAAAAUAUUGAUUCAAUAAAUCAGAAUCCCCAAAAGAGCCACCAGUAUGCAUUAAAAAAUACUUUCAAACGUUGAUUAGUGGCGUAUACAUAUAUGAGUUUAGAGCUGCUAACUCAACAGGUAUAACUUAUAAAUAUAUCAAAAGUAGUCCUUCAAAUCAAAACAAAAAUGAAUGAAAAUCAAGAAAAAACAACCUUGCCUUUCAACUUUCGUAAUUUUGGUGUUUUUGCUCGCAUAAAGCACUUACAUUCACAUUUCCACAUAACACUUCCAAAUAAUGUUACAUAACAUACUACAUAGAAAUGCAAAAACUUGUCGAUUAUUCAGACUAAAACGUUGAAUAUAUGAAAUAUAUUUACAUAAUUAUUGGAAGAAUUCAAUGUUACUAAUUUGUGAAAGAAUGAAGGAAGGUUACAUUUAGUUUAGAAAGCUAUUUUUUUUAUUUGUUUAUUAUCCAUAAAUUGGAAAUUAAGGUAUAGUUUUAUAUAACACUCACUAAGAAGGAGUGUAAGGGGCCAAUAUAGUUUAAAUAUUUAUUUUUUCUUUUUGCAAAAUUAUUUACUCUUCUAUGUAAACUGAAAGUAAUCAGAAUCUAUUGUAAGUUUUAUAAAAAAAAAAGAAAUAAAUGUAUUAAAAAUAA
Ceratitis capitata (Mediterranean fruit fly) is the source of this 1335-nucleotide messenger RNA. RefSeq names its product serine/arginine-rich splicing factor 2 (gene SC35). The record is from RefSeq and is a predicted model, not a curated record. Gene Ontology annotation, molecular function: RNA binding. The coding region runs from base 122 to 685 and encodes 187 amino acids. NCBI's taxonomy places the organism in Eukaryota, Metazoa, Arthropoda, Insecta, Diptera, Tephritidae. The transcript has 4 exons.